Haliotis rufescens (red abalone) is the source of this 9659-nucleotide messenger RNA. RefSeq lists its product as uncharacterized. Gene Ontology annotation, biological process: double-strand break repair. Gene Ontology annotation, molecular function: zinc ion binding; helicase activity. Gene Ontology annotation, cellular component: site of double-strand break; nucleus. NCBI's taxonomy places the organism in Eukaryota, Metazoa, Mollusca, Gastropoda, Lepetellida, Haliotidae. The transcript is spliced from 31 exons. The record is from RefSeq and is a predicted model, not a curated record. The coding region runs from base 95 to 8929 and encodes 2944 amino acids.
CUCAUUUUUGCUACAUUGGGCCUUAUGAAGUUUCUGAUUUGUGUUUCAGAUUCUGUAGAUGAAAAGCAUCGGAAAUGAAAAUCCAUGAUUAACAAUGGCAGAAGAGGAAGAAUUUGUUAUUUUGUACACAGCACAGAAGACGAAGAAAGCUAAAACCUGGCAUGAUGGGAUGCUGAAAGUCUUUUCUGCAGCUUCCAAGGCAGUGUUGUAUGAUGACAAGAAGACUCGUCUGGACACAUUGUUUGUGAAGGCAGCAGACGUGCUCCCAGGGGAACAGAUUGAGAGUGACAGAUACCUCAUCCUCAUUGAGGAGAAGAGAUCCCAGACCUCUUCCUCCCAUGUCCCGUCAGCGACCUCCUUGUCAUGUGUGGGUCGACCUCUCAGUGGCAGCAGGGUCCCGACUGCACCAAGAGGGGGACUCAGAAGGGGGAAUAGAAAGGGAUUUGUACCACCCAGAAUUUGUAAGCAAAUAGAGGAUGAUCCAGCAUCUGCUGACUUGUCCUGCCUCAGUGCCAAGCAGGGUAGCACCACCAGACUCAGUCCCCUUCAGGGGAUGACCAGCUACAGGGCCAGCAUCACGAAUCUCUACUCCAGGAACAUUCCGGGUCAAGAUCAGGCACCUGCAGGUGUCCCUGAAGCAGGCUCACUAGACAGGACAGCAGCAUUUCCCAAAGAAAGGGCACUUCAAACUGGAAUGGACCGACUUGGCAGCUUCAGGAACAGAGGUAGAACAGAUCAGAGAAGCCCUGGGCUACCUGCAGCUACAGCUGUAGAGAGUCAGGGAACUGGUCCUGAAGACUCUGACAUCUCCCCUCAGCUCUCCAGUUUCAUGUCCAUGCUGCAUGGCAGGGGUGGCAGCAGAGAGAGAAGUCCUUCACAGCAAGACCGCAAGAGAUUAAAAUGUAAUCCCUGGAGAACAUUUGGUUCCAGAUCUAAUUCAGAUUCUCAAGGAAGCCAGACUAGUGAAGAAAAUUCUCAAGAACAAUACAAACCUCGAACUAUUACAACAGAUUAUUCAGCCUUCAAAGCUGAGAAUAAUAAAUGUAAAGGAACUGAAAUGGUUCAAACUGAUGGUGAUCCAAACUAUCUGGGUUUAGAGACUAGCAGCUGCACUGAUGAUUCUGUGAAUAAGAGUCAUUCUAAAUUCACAGCCUCCACCAAGAGAUCUACCAGUCAGAUAAUGGCACUGUUAAAGCACAAACCUGUGUCAAGCAUUUAUCAAAAUGUCAAAUCAGACAAUAUGAGUUCAAACCAGUCCUUACCAAACAAUAAUCUCAUUGUAGAAGUAGCUCAAGAUUAUAAGAACUCUGACUUAAGAAUAGAGGAGUCUGUUGUUGGAGCUGGCAUCCCAGGAAAUGAUGGUCUUUUUGAUACACAGAUGACAAGUAAUAAGAACAUGGUCCCUGCUUCUAAGAUUAAUGAAUGUUCAGAUGAAAAUGAUGAUCAUGAUAAUGAGUACGAUUGUGCUGUUAACCCAUUUGAGUUGUCUGAUGCUACUUUUGACAUUAACUUCUCUCCUUUGUCCCAUGUGUCAUCCAGUGAUGAGGAUGAGGAUGAGCAGACUGAUCUGGAAAAACGAGACUGUGUAGCAGGUAGUCCCCAUGAAGCACCUGCUGUAAGACAGGUGGAGAGUCCUGGAAUAGAACCAGAUGCCAGGCAGAAAAUGACAGAUGACAAUCUACACUGUAUAGCAGGGUGUGUUACAGCAGUUAAUCCGCAAGAAGCACCUGCUGAAAAACAGGUGCAGAAUCCAUCUGGAAAAGAACGGGAUGCGAGGCAAGAUCUAGCAGAUGACAAUCAACUCUGUAUAGCAGGGUGUGCUAUGUCAGAAUAUUCCCAAGAAGCAGUUGAUCUUUCUGGAAAAGAAGAAAAUGCACUGCAGGAAAUGGCAGAGAACAAUCAAUGCUGUGUAGCAGCGACUGGUACAGCCAGCAAUCCCUUACUUGCAGCUCCUGUUAAACAGGUGGAGAGUCUUUCUGGAAUAGGACAAGAUGCAAAGCAGGCAAUGUCAGAGGACAAUACACACUGCAUAGCAGAGGGUGCUACAGGGGGCAUUCCUAGAGAAUCAGCAUCCGUGGAACAGACAGAGAGGUGUUCUGGAAUAGCAGAGGAAGCAGGGCACGCAUUGGUUGAAUCUGAUGUUGCCUGUGAUGAAAAGGAAGAUGUGAUGUUGAAUUUAUCCUCAUGGGGUGAUAUAGAACCCGGGUCUGUAGACAGUGAUUUACUUCAACUCAGUGAGGCAGAGUUUAGAGCAGAUCGUAUUCAAGGUAAUAGAUCCAUGGAAAUGCUGUCGGAUACACGGGUUUCCAGGUCUACCAAGUUAGUGGAUGAUAACGGUGAAAGUAUAGAUAGUUCAGAUGGACCUAAGAGUAAGGUCAUGCUGAGGACAAUAGAGGAUUGUCCUGAUGGUAGUCCAGAAACUGGCAGAUCAAUACCAGAUUCUGAAGGACAUGGGGACACUGAUACACCUACAGAUAAGAUGGGAAAUACCAACCCUUAUACUGAAACUGAGAAACAAAAUUGUUCUCAAAUAUCAGAGCAUGUGUCUCCGGAGAUUCACACUAGCAUUAACCCCCUGAACAACCUCCUGUUAAGCCCGGACAGUUUUGACCUGAACAGCUCUCUUUCCCAGUUCUCACAAUCUGGCUUCCUUGGGAGACUUAAUGCUGCUUCAACAGGAUCUGACAGGAAUGAAAACUUGUCAUCAGUUUCUCUCAAAUCACCAUCUUUUUCUGCUUUUGAUGACAAGCUGCCAAGACAGUUUGGUUUUAACAAGGAAAGUCUACCUCUGCAAGUAAACAAGCAGUCAGUAUUGAGUCAUAGGCAGCUUCGAGAAACUGACGAUGCACUGACUGAUAACGUUUCAGGUCCACAGAAUAAGUCAUGUUUGAGUGUAGAAGCAAGUAUGCACAUCUCACGUGAAUGGGAAGAUCCACACAAUAUGUUACAGUCAUCAGAUGUGCAACAAGGUCAAGGAAUCAGUUGUGUAGAUGAUGCUACAAAUAUUACAUAUGAUCAUACUGAACCUUGUCCAAACAGUAUGCCGUCAUAUGAAGCUGAACAGUGCUCAGAAAUCCCUGAACAGGAUCACAGACAGUACAAGCAGCAGGAACUCCUACCACAUUACUCUGUUGAUGCAUCCAUUCACCGAGAGAAACAAACAUUGUGUAAUAUCUCUAAUCCUGGUUAUGACAACAUUGCCAACUCAAACCACUGCAUCAGUAAUCAGGAUACUCACACACAGCAAGAUUCUGUCAGUGACAUGUUUUCGUCUGUGUCUAGCAAAGAUGACAUUGAGUACAAGUUUCCCUCCUCCAGUGAGUCUGUGAUGUCUACAGUGUUUGCUGAUGAUGUUGAUCAAUCGAGACAUGCCGCUGAGAGCUUGGUGGUCCAGCCUGGUGAUUCGGACAUGUCGUUCCCCAUGCCUGAUACACCAGAUAUACCCAUGGCAGGCAGUCAGACAUCACUGGACACAAAGCUUGAGUAUCCUGAGAAAGUCAGUAACCAUUCAGAUGAAAGUCCUUUGUCUGAUACCCAGAUAUUUCCGAGAACUUUGACAGGGACUGUGUCCUCUACACAGAGAAAGUAUUUGACAUCUGACAGUAUCAUUUCAAUGCGAGGUCGGCCCCAAAAUGAGAGUUCAAGGCGGGUCAGUAGUAGAGACCAGGAACUGUAUGUCCUUCAGGCAGACAGAAAUACACUGAAACACAUCCCUGCCAGUCCCGAUGGACAUCUGAGGUUGAGACAUGACCGUGUAAUUCCCGAUGGACAUCUGACAUUGAGACAGUUUGAGGCUGUGGAUGACUCCUAUGUUCAGAGGCAAGAAGACUUUGUAAGAGCAGAAAAAGCAUCCCCCCUGCCUCCACCCAGCAGACCGUAUCGGAGGCAGGGAGAAAUGUGUGACCCUCAUCAGAAUCAGGAUCUACAUUGUCAGGCUAGUCGAAAGCUUGGUGGCUACUUGGUGAAGGGGAUGGUAGCAAGUGGAGUGGUGAGGAGGGACGGUCUACCAAGGACACACACACAGGACAUGCCAGAGGACCCUCUUGGCCCUCCCUCUAGCACCGGUGUCCGAUGCACCAGACAGUACGGGAGGCCGAGCAUUGUGACGCAGAUUCAACUAAAGGCUGCACUGGAGAAUGUGUCCUCUGGUUGCAUACAAAUUGGUGGUCAGACUUCCCCAGAACUCAGUGAUCUUAUCAGCUCUCAGUUUCCGUUAUACCAAGACAAAGAUGACUCAUCACCUGAGCAAUUUAAGCUCAAGAUGUAUUCAAACGGACAGUUUCCUUUAACGAAAAGAAAUGAUUUUCACAAAGAUGUUGUCUUAAGUCCAGUUCCUUCUUUGCAUGCAUUUGACCGUGUUUGUGGAGCCACAUCCGAUGACCACUGGUUAGUGCAAGAUAGCCAUUCCUCCACGUCCGCAGCAGAACCACAGCCUGAGCUGGGGACUGUGCCCAAUAUUAUUACCCAUCUCAAGUCAGAACAACUUCAAACGCUGCCCUUGGACACAUUGUCACAAGAGGAUGCUGAUGAGGAAUUCUACAUCGACUGGAAUCGGGGGAAGCCAAAGAUAGUGUCAAGGCCAUAUGACAUGGAGCAGUGCGGUAUCAAGCCAGGCAGUUCCCAAGAUACACAAAAUGUACCACAGUCUUCAAAUGGGGCCUCUCCACCUUCCUCGUCAGACUCCAUCCCUGUCAACAACCAUGUUGUGCCGGACCUAGAUGGUGAUUUAAGGAAGGCUGUCUUAUAUACAAGAUUGGAGGCCUCAGCUGAUACAACAACCCAGGCUAGUGUGAUGCUCAUGCCACCAUUAACUUCUCAACAGAGGAGAAAGCCUAUUAUAACUCACCCAUCUACAGAUGGGAAACAGGUGGAAGUGUAUGACACAUACCUGGAAUCUUCCGGUGGGACUGAGACAGGUGUCAAGUGGACUGGCGAUGAACCACAAUGUGGUGCUGGCUCUACUGCUACAGUAGGCAAUGAUCAGCUGCAUGGGCGAUUAAGUAGACAUCUGGGUCAAGCACAGGUUCAGUUUUGCAGAGAAAGAUUCAAGAGACCUAACGAUGUGGGGGAAUCUCAACCAAAGAAGAGUAAUGAGUUUGAAAAGAGGAUUGUAGUGAGUACAUGUCCCACCAUGCAUGACCCAGAGGCAUCAUCACAUAUGUUGAGGAAACCCACUAUGGACUCGGACUUGUAUGGGCCAAGCGGUCAUGUUCAAAGUGACCAGUCUAUGGGUGGGGUGUCAAGGUACCAGGGGUCAGCUGGUUGGCAGCAGGGACACAAUCGGAUGGAGGAGGAGGGGGAGUUGUUUUGUGGGAGUGACCGGUCAGGGGCUGGGGGUGGGGGAUAUAGGUAUAGGGGGUCAGCUGGUUGGCAGCAGAGACAGCAGGGCCAAACUCGGGGAGAAGAGGAGGAUGUUGAGAUGAAGACAUCCCGGUGGGGGAGAUACCUCAGUACGGAUGAUGGAGGAUUCAGGACCAAGUCCCAAAUACAGAUACACGAAACUCGAAAUAUAGGAUGUUUUGGUGAUCCUUCAGAAAGUAGAUUGCAAAUUAAUGAUAGAGGUAUUAUGUCACGUGAGAGAAACCAAUCCAAUGAUUUGCCCUUGUACCAGGUCCUUGAUGCUGGCUGUGAUAAUUUCUUUGGGAGAGUGUUCAACCAUGACUCUAAAUCUGUGACACUGCAGUCAGACAAUUCCUCAUGUGAUGCUGUUAAAGAAACUGGUGGAAGUGAUACUUGGACUACAGGCCAGUUAGUGGAUGAAUUUGACGAUAGUUUUGAAGAGGACUGUUUGCAGGAAGACAAUGCUAUGCUGUCAAAGGAAGAUCUAUAUAAACCAAAAUAUGUAACACAGAAAAAACAUGUCCAACAUUCGCCACAUACAGGUUCCGAAUAUAUUAGAAACACAGAUUCGUCAUUAUCACCAGAUUUGUUCAUAACCCAAGAACAAGGUAGGAAUUCUGUGUGUACCAAAUUCACCAGCCCAAGGUUUACGUGUGGCGACUCAGUAGGGAGUUCUAGUGUGCUGUCCAGCAGGAAGGUCGGACUCGGCAAAUUCAGGAAUCCGGUGAUGAUGUCUUUCUCCAGCAGCACCCUGAAGGGAACACAGAGGAGCCUGUGUGGCGAGCUUCAGUUCCCUAGCCAGUCCGAGGUGGAGGCCAAUGUGACCCCCGCCCGCCAGGUGGUCAUCCCAGCCAGCUUCCAGAACCUCCAGGCGUACAAGCAGGUCAUCACAGCUGCCCUCAGAGAACACUUAAAUAUCAUGUUGUUUGAGCUGUCGAAGAUUUAUCACAGUGCUCUGGGCAGAGUGGACAUAACCCAGUACUCCGGAGAUGGCGGAAGCUGUAAGCUGCCUGGCAAGUCCACUGCCAUCUCCAAUCCUCCAUGUAAGUGUGGCAUCCCCUCCAAGCUGGUGCAGGUCCGGAAGGAGGGACCCAACAAGGGAUGCUUCUUCUAUGCCUGUGAGGCACCUCGGAACCAGCAGUGUAAGUUCUUCCAGUGGAUGGACCAGCCCAGCAGCACAGGGAGUAAGACCGCAACUGCUGCGGGCGUGACCCGAGCCACCCUUGGUAGCGCUGACAGCAUCAUGGCCUACAUCCGCGGCAACUCCGUCACCUUCUACUGUCAGUGUCUGUAUCUGCACAAGCAUAGGGACAGCUACAACAAACACAGAAAGGGCAUCCCUGCGUGGGUGAGACAGAGACAGGAGGAGAGCAGGAAGAAGAGUACGUACAUCAGGCUCAGCAAGAAGGAUGCAUCGUCCUACUAUGCUAAAGAUGACUUAUGGGUAGUCUCGCAGUCACUGAUGUUUGAACCAGGGAAGACAUUCGUUGCUCGCAGCGUCUACUUCGGUCCAAACUCCAACAAUGAGGUCGAAAUAGACCCGAUAUCUGGCUUCUCCCCCUCCAACUGGACCAACAACUGUGAAUGUCAUGCCAUGUUGGCGGGGAAUGCAUCGACGGAACUGUCGUGCCUGGGGAACCUGGAAGAACACAUACAGCUGUCAUGUCUGCCUGUACUGCCCUACAUCCUGAACAGGGUUGAAGACAAUCGCCGACACGGAGUGGCAGCCCCCUCCCACACCAGGCUGUGCACCCCUGGCAACUUUAUAAUAAAGCUGGCCGAGGACUACCUGAAUCAGUUCAAGCUGAACAAGGACCAGUCAGAGGCCCUGAUGAGAGUGGCAGCCAUGAUGAACAAAGAUGCUGCCUCCUCGGAACCUGUCCUGUUGAUUCAUGGUGUGUUUGGGGCUGGGAAGAGCUUCCUGCUGUCUGUCAUCAUCAGGUUUCUUGUGGAUGUGUUUGACAAAAAUGACUCAUACUCACCUGAUGUCCCGUUUCCAUGGAAACUGCUCAUCUCCUCAACAACCAACGUGGCAGUGGACAGAGUGCUCAUGGGUUUGCUCAAUCUUGGAUUUGAAGAUUUUAUUCGUGUUGGCAGUGUGAAGAAAAUUGCCAAGCCUGUCCUACCAUAUAGUGUCCAUGCCUCGGGGUCCGACAGCCAGGAGCUGAAGGAUCUGCAGGAGAUGCUGCGUAGUGACAUCCCUGCAGGAGACAAACAACUGGUGCGUAAGAGCAUAGAAAAGCACAGACUUGGAGAAAACAAGAAGAAACUGGGCGGAGUGCGAGUGGUGGGGGCAACGUGUGCGGCCUGCAGCUUCAACUGCCUCCACAACAUGCACUUCCCAUUUGUGGUGCUUGACGAGUGCAGCCAGAUGACAGAGCCAUCGUCCCUGCUGCCGAUAGCCCGGUUCAGCUGUGAGAAGCUGGUGCUGGUGGGGGACCCCAAGCAACUUGACCCGACUAUACAAGGCUCUGAGGCAGCCCACAGUGAUGGCUUGGAACAAACUUUGUUUGACCGGUUGAUGAAGCUGGACUACUGUCCUGUGCAGCUGCGAACUCAGUACCGCUGUCACCCGCGAAUCAGUGGCAUCGCCAACACCUUGUUCUACAGUGGCCAACUGUGUGAUGGAGUGACAGAGGACAGCAGACAGCCACUAUCCCCUGUGUUCCCAACCCUGAGUUUCUACGAUGAGGUGGGGGGCCAGGAAGUGACGGACGGCUCGGGGAGCUACUACAACGAGAGUGAGGCCAGGCUGGUGGUGCUGCUGAUCCAUGCCCUGGUGAUGGAGGGGGUGGAGGCCGGGAGUAUCGGGGUCAUCACGCUCUACAAGGCUCAGAUGUACAAGAUCAUCACAAGUCUACACACAGACAACCCCGCCGUCAACAAGCAGCUCAAGUGUGUCCAGGUGUCCACGGUGGAUGCCUUUCAGGGCGGUGAGAAGGACAUCAUCAUCCUCUCCUGUGUCCGCACCAACAACAUUGGCUUCAUAGACAGUGACAAGAGAGCGAACGUGGCACUCACACGGGCCAGACAUCACCUGCUGAUCGUGGGCCAUCAGAAGAACCUGUCUCGCAACAAACUGUGGUCUCGUGUCAUACAGAUCUGUAGAGAUUAUCCCGGAGGUCUGCAGAUGUCUUCCACAGCCACAGUCGAGCUGGCUGCGUUGGUGGAGGAGAGACAAGGUCAGGCAUUAACCGGGUCCUCUCAGGAGGGGCCAGGCAGUGAGAGCGCGGGGCAGGGCAGGAAGAAAAGGACGAGUAGGAAGAGGAAGAGAUGCAAGGAGGAGGACAGCCCCCCCAUGUCUCUGUCAGGGCAAGGUAUGGACAGUUCAGGAAAAAGUGUUGAGAUUCUGACUCCACAAGAUGUCCCUGUGAAUGACAACAUGGCUGUUGCUGAUGGUGCUGGUUCUGGGGUUGGUCAGGAUAUUCUCCUCACUGAAGACUUUGUAUUAUCCGAAUGUUCUGUGAACACGCUCAGCACAGAAUGUAAGAAGAAUAAGCGGCCACGACGCUCUCACUUGUUAGAUCCGGAAGUUUUUCUGGAUGACAAGAUUAACUCCAGUGAUGAAGAUUUGCCAUCAUAUAUGUGACAACCGCAGCUUGAGUGAUGAAGAUUGGCCAUCAUAUAUGUGAGAACCACAGCUUAAGUGAUGAAGAUUUGCCAUCAUAUAUGUGACAACCAGUGCUAAAGUGAUGAAGAUUUGCCAUCAUAUAUAUAUGACAACCAGGGCUAAAGUUAUGAAGAUUUGCCAUCAUAUAUGUGACAACCAGUGCUAAAGUGAUGAAGAUUUGCCAUCACAUAUAUAUGACAACCAGGGCUAAAGUGAUGAAGAUUUGCCAUCAUAUAUGUGACAACCACGGCUUAAGUGAUGAAGAUUUGCCAUCAUAUAUGUGACAACCAGGGCUAAAGUAAUGAAGAUUUGCCAUAUAUGUGACAACCACAGCUAAAGUGAUGAAGAUUUGCCAUCAUAUAUGUGACAACCAGGGCUAAAGUGAUGACGAUCUUGCAUCAUAUAUAUGUGACAACCAGGACUAAAGUGAUGACGAUCUUGCAUCAUACAUAACAGACCAGAGCUGAUGUGGUGACUGUUCUUUACAUGUGUUGAAUUAGUUCCUCAUUUUGUACACCAGAUGCUUGUGAAUAUUCCCAGUCUCACUCAACAUCCCCCUGUUUAAAUCUACAUUCGGAUUAUUCCUGAAACAUCUGGUGUAGUGACUGUUCCGACUGUGAUAUGUACUAGGUUGAGUGUAAUGAUGUGAAAAGUAUAUGUAGGAUUGUUUUCUCUCAAAUCAAAGGAAAAAAAUAUAUUUUAUUCUAAG